Molecule: messenger RNA, 3269 nt
Organism: Lutra lutra (Eurasian river otter)
Lineage: Eukaryota; Metazoa; Chordata; Mammalia; Carnivora; Mustelidae
Gene: SEC14L5
Product: SEC14 like lipid binding 5
Exons: 16
Coding region: 288-2375 (695 amino acids)
Cellular component (GO): cytoplasm
Source: RefSeq, a predicted model, not a curated record
UCCGCUGUCCCAGGUCCUGGAGCACUCCCUCCAGGCAGGUCUCGCUCCCGCGUACAGGCCCCUCCCUGGCUGGCCGGGCCCCGGGAAGCGCAAGGCAGGACGCCCCAGGCUGGGCGGUCGCAGUCGAGCCUCGCCCCAGACGCUGCGCUCCGGGCCAGGCGUCUUCUGGGAGCCCCGGCGGACUCAGCUCCUUACUGCCUCCUGGGCUACGUCCCUGGAGACUCCGAGAGCGAGGGCUCUGUGCUCACUCCUACCUGGGUGGCUUCUGUUGGCGCUCCUGCGAGAACAUGGUGCAGAAGUACCAGUCUCCUGUCCGCAUCUACAAGUACCCAUUUGAGCUGGUCAUGGCGGCCUAUGAGAAGCGCUUCCCCACCUGCCCGCAGAUCCCCGUCUUCCUGGGCAGCGAGGUCCUGCGCGAGUCCCGCAGCCCGGAUGGGGCGGUCCACGUGGUGGAGCGGAGCUGCCGGCUGCGCGUGGAGGCCCCACGGCUGCUGCGGAAGAUUGCCGGCGUUGAGCACGUGGUCUUCGUGCAGAGAAACGUGUUGAACUGGAGGGAGAGGACCCUGCUCAUCGAAGCCCACAACGAAACCUUCGCCAGCCGCGUCGUGGUCAAUGAGAACUGCAGCUACACAGUCCACCCUGAGAAUGAAGAGUGGACUUGCUUUGAGCAGUCUGCCUCGCUUGACAUCCGGUCCUUCUUUGGCUUCGAAAGUGCCCUGGAGAAGAUCGCCAUGAAGCAGUACACAGCCAACGUCAAGAGGGGGAAGGAGGUGAUUGAGCAUUACCUGAACGAGCUCAUCUCCCAGGGCACCUCUCACAUUCCCCGCUGGACGCCUGCCCCCGUCCGAGAGGAGGACGCCCGCUCUCAGGCUGGCCCGAGGGAUGCUGGCUCCCUGCAGGCUGACAGGCCCAGCAGCACCCCAGUCCCUGCUCCUGAGACGGUUCUUACUGAGGGGGACAAGCUGGAUGCAGACUACAUUCAAAGGUACCUGGGCCAUCUCACACCCGUGCAGGAGAGCUGCCUGAUCCAGCUUCGGCACUGGCUGCAGGAGACCCACAAAGGCAAGAUUCCCAAAGAUGAGCAUAUCCUCCGGUUCCUGCGGGCCCGUGACUUCCACCUGGACAAGGCCCGGGAGAUGCUGUGCCAGUCCUUGAGCUGGAGAAAGCAGCACCAGGUGGAUCUCCUCCUCCAGACGUGGCAACCGCCUGCCCUCCUGGAGGAAUUCUACGCAGGGGGCUGGCACUACCAGGACAUAGAUGGCCGCCCCCUCUACAUCCUGCGCCUGGGCCACAUGGACACCAAAGGCUUGAUGAAGGCUGUGGGGGAGGAGACGCUGCUGAAACACGUUCUUUCUGUCAACGAGGAGGGACAGAAGAGAUGUGAAGGGAACACAAAGCAGUUUGGCCGUCCCAUCAGCUCCUGGACCUGCCUGGUGGACCUGGAGGGUCUCAACAUGCGUCACCUGUGGCGUCCGGGGGUCAAGGCCCUGCUGCGGAUGAUUGAGGUGGUGGAGGACAAUUACCCCGAGACCCUGGGCCGGCUGCUCAUCGUGCGAGCCCCUCGUGUCUUCCCGGUGCUCUGGACGCUGAUCAGCCCCUUCAUCAAUGAGAACACCAGGCAGAAGUUUCUCAUCUACAGCGGCAGCAAUUACCAGGGCCCCGGAGGCCUUGUGGACUACCUGGAUAAAGAAGUGAUCCCCGACUUCCUCGGGGGAGAGUGUGUGUGUAAUGUCCCUGAAGGAGGGCUGGUCCCCAAGUCCCUCUAUCUGACAGAGGAGGAGCAGGAGCACACGGACCAGCUGCGGCAGUGGAGAGAGACCUACCAGUCGGCCAGCGUGCUCCGAGGAGCCCCCCAUGAGGUUGCGGUGGAGAUUCUGGAGGGGGAAUCAGUCAUCACCUGGGACUUUGACAUCCUGAGAGGGGACGUGGUCUUCAGCCUGUACCACAGCAAGCAGAUGCCCCAGCCUGGCCGCCAGGAGCCGGGGGCCAGGGCCGGCGGGCAGCUGAUGGACAAAGGCUGGGUCCUAGGUGUGGAUUACAGCCGUGUCGAAGCCCCUCUUGUCUGCCGGGAAGGGGAGAGCAUCCAGGGCUCCCAUGUGACCCGGUGGCCUGGUAUCUAUUUGCUCCAGUGGCAAAUGCACAGCCCCCCUGGGAAUGCGGCUUGCACCCUCCCCGGGGUGGAGGACGUCCUGACGGCCCUGCACAGCCCCGGCCCCAAGUGCAAACUUCUCUACUACUACGAGGUGCUGGCGUCUGAGGACUUCAGGGGCUCCAUGUCCAGCCUGGAAUCCUGCACCAGCGGUUUCUCCCAGCUCAGCGCCACCACUUCCUCCUCAUCUGGCCAGUCCCACAGCAGCCCUCUGGUCUCCAGAUAGUUAGGACUGAGCCCUGUGGGGCAGCCUGCUUGCCUCCUAGGUCUGUAAGUGUCCAUGGGGUCUGGGACCAUGUGGGCUGCAACCCUGCGUCUGGACACUGACUAAGUUGGGGCAUCUGGAGCCAAUGGCAAUGAUCCAGCUCACGCAUUCUCAAGGAUGCAAGGAUGGAAUGAUCUUCUUUGGGCUUCACGUAAGGAAAAGCCAGGGAGUGGCUGGGCCACCUUUGGGUCUGCCUGGUCCGGGAGCUCAGGGAUAUCAUCGGGCUCAGCAUCCCCUCUCCAUCCCUGGCUCUGCUUUCCCUGGGGGCAGCUUCCUUCUCAGGUGCCCUCCCCAUGCAGGGGAUCCCACCACCACUAGGGUCCCGCCCUCCCCCCCCCAGCUCAGCUGCAGAUGAGAACCUCUGUCUCCCAAAGUUCCAUCCAAGCUCCCAGAAUGGAGUCUAAUCAGCCUGCCUGAGUCCCACACUGGUCCCUGAACCAAUCACAGUUGCCAGGGUACCAGAGAACACUGAUUGGCCGACAGGGUCCUGUGUCUGAUCUGGGCCAGUUACCAUACCAAGAUGGGGUUUCAGCGAUUGGUCUACCUGGACCAAUGACUGUUCCUGACGCCAACCACCUAGUUUGAAAAGCAUAAAGAAGUUGCCUCUAGGAAUACUGGGGUGCCCCACAGGAAGAAGAGGGAAAGAAUGCUGGGUUGGCAGAAAUGACUUUCACAACGGACUGCAAAGCAAUGCCCUGUGUCCCAAGACAUGCAUGCUGAGCAGAUAUAUGAGUUACAGGGUCACUUUCUGUGGGGAGUAGCCCACCUGAAACCCAUCUUCCCAGCACUUGGCUAGGAAGGCAGCCUGACCACCACGACUUGAGGAGGGUGGGGAAGCCCAGGCAGGGAUGAAGU